AUGUCGACCUCCACAACCACAACCACCCAGCAGACCGAACAGUCAGUGCGCCUGGCCGGCGAGCAGCAGAUCCCACCCGCAGCCACCGAUGAGAAAUUCCAGUCCCUCGCGCGGGGCAACAGAAAUGGGACACUGAAGCUGCCCGGCAUCCCGACAUUUUCAGACCCGCACCAGAAGCGACAGUGGAUGAAGGAGCACAUGGCCGCCGCUUUCCGCUACUUUGGCAAGCUGGGCUAUGGCGAGGGUGUUUCGGGGCAUAUUUCGAUGCGAGACCCCGUGCUGAAAGAUCACUUCUGGAUGAACCCGUUCGCCAGGCAUUUCUCGACCAUCAAAGCAUCCGAUCUGGUCCUCGUCGACCACGAGGGAUACGUUACGGAAGGCGGGGCCCAGAUGCCCGUCAAUGAGGCGGGCUUUUUUAUUCAUUCGGAGAUUCAUAAGGCUCGUCCGGAUGUCAUGGCUGCGGCGCACACCCACGGUAUCUACGGCAAGACGUGGAGUGCCUUUGGGAAGCCGAUUGAGAUGAUUACCCAAGAUGCAUGCAACUUCCAUGGUCGACUGGGUGUCUACGAAGAUCACGGCGGCAUCGUCCUCUCCGCGGAAGAAGGGAAGCAGAUUGCCGCGGCGCUGGGCAAGGACAACAUUGCGUGCAUUCUCCAGAACCAUGGUCUUCUGACUGUUGGCCACACCGUCGACGAGGCGGCCAUACUCUACUCCAUGCUGGAGAAUGCGUGCCACUCCCAGCUCCUCGCCGAGGCUGCUGCGGCCAAUGGUGUGCCUAAGAGGAUUAUCAGCAACGAGGCCGCGUCCUACACUGCGGCGGCUGCUCAGAACCCUCAUAACUUUUAUACCGAGUUCCAGCCCGAGUUUGAUCUGGUAGUUGGGGAGACUAAUGGAAGAGUUCUCCAGUAG
Penicillium alfredii is the source of this 909-nucleotide messenger RNA. Its product is annotated as class II aldolase/adducin domain protein. Bases 1 to 909 code for a protein of 302 amino acids. Gene Ontology annotation, cellular component: cytoskeleton. The record is from RefSeq and is a predicted model, not a curated record. Gene Ontology annotation, molecular function: actin filament binding. NCBI's taxonomy places the organism in Eukaryota, Fungi, Ascomycota, Eurotiomycetes, Eurotiales, Aspergillaceae. The transcript is spliced from 5 exons.